Molecule: messenger RNA, 2211 nt
Organism: Agrilus planipennis (emerald ash borer)
Lineage: Eukaryota; Metazoa; Arthropoda; Insecta; Coleoptera; Buprestidae
Product: serine protease gd
Exons: 6
Coding region: 467-2167 (566 amino acids)
Biological process (GO): proteolysis
Molecular function (GO): serine-type endopeptidase activity
Source: RefSeq, a predicted model, not a curated record
UAUUCUUGUUGUAAAGCAACCUCAAACUUUUGAGUCAAACUGUAUGUAACCACUUUAAAUUGUUAAUAAUUAAUAACAAACAUCAUCAGCAAUGCACCAACUAAUGCAAUAUGUACUUUAAAUACAUAAUUACGAACAUACCACGUGAAAUAACCAAACACAUACUUGAAGGUACGUAAUUUUAAUGCAAUUAUUCUGUACGAUUAACGUCAUUGAUUGUGAAUUUAGUUUAACUCGAAGAACCAACUUCAAUCGUUGUCUUUAGUAAUUUGUAGUAAAAUUUUUCGUUAUGUUUGUGAUUUGAUACGAUGGAGGUCUUAAAACUGAUAAGAUUCCUACGCAAAAAAAGACCAGAAAAAGAAGAAUUGUCAAAAAAAAGACACCUACCAAAGAUGCCAUCGUUAUGGAAAUAAUACAAGUGAUGCUAGUGCUUUAAAAUAACAAAACAUUAAAACUUUUAAUAAAAAUGUUAGCGUGUGGAAUAGUGACAAUACUAUUUUUGCAAGUGUAUGGUGCUAGUGUAAGCUUUAGGUGGGUCAAGGGUCAGGAUAUUCCAGAGAGCCCUUGCCCGUAUAUUUUCCGGUACAACGUGGAUACCAAUGGGAAUUUGUACGGGAAAAUAACAGUACCCAAGCCUUCUAACGACGAAAAAGUUCAAUUAGAAGUUAAAUUUCAAGUGCCCAAUGUGGUUCAGGGAGAAAAUGGAAGAAUUGAUCUUCUUGCAGAGAAUCCAGGAGAUAGUUAUAUGAAUUAUAACCUGUUCUUUCCCGCCUGGAUCAAUCAUGCGCCUAAAAUUACCAGCAUUUCUGUAAACAAUCGACAGAUAUGCGCAGGGCCGGCUUUCGACAGAAUAAUUGCACCUACGUUAACCACAGUUACAUUAUGGAACACGCGAACGCGUAUUAUCACCAAAACUCCUUGUGUAAAUGGAAUUUGUGAAAAUCAACCACCGAUAACCAUCGACUUUCGACCAAUUCCACCACAAAAUUCGAAAAAAGUGUAUCCUAGACUGGAUAAUAUCCUCAAAGCCUUAGAGGUGUACCAAGAAUCGGGACAAAUAAAACCAGAUAUCAUUAAAAUUGGUACUACUCCACGUCCGGUUCCAAGAAGCCAGAAUUUCAUUCCGUCUCCGCGGGACUCAGCUACUUCCACCAAAAUUCAAAAGAACCCCUUCCUAAACGGCCCACUAAAUCCCCAGCUGAGAUACCCCAUUGUGCCACAGCCGCAGUCACCACGGAUAAGUGGUACAACAACAUCCGACAUAACGUUUGAAGAACCGGCUGAUUCUUCGCCAGAUAAUGAAAUUAUGAGCAAUAUGAACGCUACGAACAGCAUGAUGGAGGUGUCUGAGCCAAAAUUGGGUAAAAUUUACCCUUACAACGACACGUGUGGCAUGUCACCUGAUGUAAACCAUCUCAUAUAUGGUGGAAAAGUGAUUUCCAAUAGGCAGGAGUUUCCAUGGUUGGUUGCCAUGUUUAGGAACAAGCUGGGGUUGAAUUUCCUAUGUGGUGGAUCAUUAAUUUCCAAAAAACACGUUCUAACGGCGGCUCACUGUGUUAAGGAAAACGACAAAACCAUCCCAACCCAUCAACUACUGAUAAUAUUGGGCAGAAAAAAUCUUCAGGUAUGGUCAAACGACGAUGGAGCUGAACAAGUAGAAUCGGAAGAACUAAUAUUACACCCCGAUUACAGAAAGGCCACCGCAGACGCAGAUAUAGCCGUCGUGGUGUUAUCUAAAGGAAUCAGAUUUACUCCCUACAUCAAACCCGUUUGUUUGUGGAUGGAUAAUAAUGCAUUACAAAACGUCGUGAACUCGAGAGGUGUGGUUGUUGGAUGGGGAAGGGACGAAAAUGGGCAGGUGGUCACUUUUGAACCCAAACAAGUGACCAUGCCCAUUGUGGCUCAGGAAGCCUGUUUACGAUCGAACAAAGCCUUUGCUGACAUCACCUCUAACAGGUCCUUUUGUGCAGGAGAUAGGAAUAAUUCUGGACCUUGCAAUGGGGAUAGUGGAGGCGGUUUUGUGAUGAAAAUACGCGAGAAAUGGGUCCUUCGAGGGGUUGUUUCUUAUUCUCUCAGUAAAAGAGAUAGAAUUUGCGACUUAGAAGAGUAUGUUGUAUUUACAGAUGCCAGUAAAUUUACCGAAUGGAUCCUUAGUCUUAUAACUUAACGAUGUAAAAUUGUAUUCCAAAUAAAAGUGUACAUAUAUGAAUA